Bactrocera latifrons is the source of this 1102-nucleotide messenger RNA. Its product is annotated as U6 snRNA phosphodiesterase. The record is from RefSeq and is a predicted model, not a curated record. Gene Ontology annotation, molecular function: 3'-5'-RNA exonuclease activity. Gene Ontology annotation, cellular component: nucleus. The transcript is spliced from 6 exons. Bases 136 to 957 code for a protein of 273 amino acids. Lineage: Eukaryota; Metazoa; Arthropoda; Insecta; Diptera; Tephritidae. Gene Ontology annotation, biological process: U6 snRNA 3'-end processing.
UGACAGAGAAUGUAUUAUAUAUUGAGAUGUAUAAAUCUACAUUGUCUGCUAAAGUGAGCACCAAAUGUGAAAAUUUAUUAAAUUUGUACUUUUAAGGAACUUAAAUAUAAAUUACUUCGUGACCUACGUUGAAUAAUGGCAUUGGUAAAUUAUGAUAGCAGUUGUUCAUCUGACGAGAGUAUUGAUGAUUGCCACAAAACAUCGAAUCAGAUAGAAGAAAUCUCAGGACCUAAAUCAAAGAUAGCUAGAUUGACCCCGGAUGUCGAACUAAAGAAAACUUUACCUUGCGCACUGUCCUUGUUAGGUGCAAAGCCUGCAAACUCUGUGCCAAACGAAACACAUUUAGAUAUUCCAGAAAAACACAAUGGACGCAUACGUAGUUUCAAACAUGAACGUGGGAAUUGGGCGACCUAUGUGCAUAUACCAGUGCGGUCCGAAAUGUUGGAAGAUAUACAGGAAGUAAGUCAAGAUGUAUUARCUGAUGUAAUAAAAGAUUUACAUGCAAUAGAAGAUCUACAUAUAAGCUUAAGUCGGACGGUUGUGCUACAACAUCAUCACAUCGAUUCAUUCGUCGAGUCGCUAAGAACAACUUUAGAAAUUAAUGCCAGAUUUUCUAUCAGUUUGCGGCGCUUACACUUUUAUACCAACGCUGAACGUACACGUACGUUUAUUGCACUUAAAGUUGAUAAUAUGCACUACGAUAAAGUUCAUAAGCUAAUGGAGAAAGUGGAUGUUGUAAUGACAGAAUACAGACUUCAACGCUUCUAUGAAGAACCGUCAUUUCAUAUUAGCUUUUUGUGGUGUCUUGGCGAUAAAGUCUCUGUGCUAAAUGAAUACUUGGAUACUCUAGAGUCUGCUAUAAAUGUGGUGUUGGGUGAAAGCAAUGCAUUCAGUUUAUUUGUUAAAGAAAUCAAUUGCAAAAGUGGUAAUAAGGAGUUCAUUUUUAAACUUAAGUGAAAGCGCACGUUCAUAGCGUCGUCCAAGUGGUGUUUUAGACCACCAGUUGUCAAAGGCUUCUUCCUCUUCGCGGUAAACUGGAUCACGCAUACUGAAAAAUGCAAGUUCUUUUAAAAAUGUAAUUUUUUAAUUAUUUACGCAUCUA